Messenger RNA from Culicoides brevitarsis, 1244 nucleotides. RefSeq lists its product as uncharacterized. The coding region runs from base 65 to 1123 and encodes 352 amino acids. The transcript has 5 exons. Lineage: Eukaryota; Metazoa; Arthropoda; Insecta; Diptera; Ceratopogonidae. The record is from RefSeq and is a predicted model, not a curated record.
AUCAAUGUAAAUAAACAAUGCAAACAUAAAAAAUUAAAUUUUUCUCAAAAAUUUCAAAAAUAAAAUGGAAGACUCCAUCGAUCUCGACUUCAGUAACAUGAGCAAAGAAGAAGCUCUUCAAAAAUACGUCAGAAACAUGAAAAAAUUGGAAAAAGCAGCUAAAAGAAGUAACAUUAACGGAGCGACUUUCAAGCAAUAUGUCCUUCAACAAUUCCAUUACAAGCAUUCCUAUUGGACCUACAAAUGCUUGGUUUACUACAAAAUCAGCAGCAAAUUCAUCUCCCGGUUCUUCAGACAUCACAAAAGAACAUUUUUCAAGUUCCUGCUGUUAAUUUUCCUGCUUCUCGUGCUGCAAUCGUACAAAAGUGAGGGUCAGGCGUGGUUUAUUCGCACAAUUCAGACCUUUAUUUAUCCAUUUAUGCGAGUUUUACGGAAAAUUGCUAUUCCAUUACUUGUGGUCUUUCCUCAAAUGGCGAAUUUGUACGAAGAAACUUGUCUCGUGAGCAAUCCGUACUUCCAAACGAACCAAAUUGACUGCACCGGAUGUCAACAUAUCAAUAUUAUGGAUUUGACGAGUCAAGCUCAUUUGAUAAAUGUUUAUAAUAAUUUUCCGUUUUUGCUGAAUAUGGAUUCUGAGGAAAUUUCUCUCCAAGACAUCCAUUCGCAAGUAAUGAAGAUGCGAGAAAGUUCGGUUUCUGCUCAGUCUUUGGCUCAAACGUUUCUGACUUUUUAUAAUAACACGAAUGACAAGCAAAAUCACAGUAUUUGGAAAUGCAAUACGAUGAAUUGUGCGCGACUUUUAAGAAAAGUUUUGCCUCGCCCGAAGAAGUUACCCAAAGAAAUGAGCAUCAGCAUCACGAGAUUUCUUACUUUUGAUACUCGGGAUUGGCCUGCGUACAAAAUUCCCGAUGGAGAUUGCGAUAUGUCGUUCAUUUAUCAAAUUAUUGGAUCUCGAAAAGUUGUUUUGACGCCAAAUUCAAAGUGUCUCGACGUUUGUAAGAAGCUGACGAUUAAUUUAUCUGAGAAAAAUAUUCUUUUCUAUAAUUGGUGGUUUUACGAUGCAAUUUCCGUACCAAAUUAUCAGUCAAAAUUGUCAAUUUCGUAUGUUGGAUCUUAUUGCUGAGCCCAUCGAAGACAAAAAUUAUUUAAAAUUACCGAGAAAAAAUCAAAACCAAAGUCAAUUCUUGAAUUUUACUAUUUAUUGCUGAAUUAUUUUAAAUUAAAAUAAAAGAUUUAAUUUUUCU